AUGUCCAUCCCGAACACGGCACAUUCCAACGUAUUCGUCUACGGCACGCUCAAACGAGAGAUGUUCAAUCAUAAAAUACUUGCAGAAGGCGUAAACAGCGGCAAAUUUAUCGGCGUCGGAGAGACGUCAAAAGCAUUCAAGUUUUCUCUUUUGCUUUCAAGCUAUGGAUUUCCAUAUCUCAUUCAAAACGAAGAAGGAGACGUGUCUUCCUCGAACACGGCCGUGAGAGGCGAAGUAUACACCGUAAACGAAGAAAAAUUAGCAGAGUUAGACAUUUUAGAAAACAUAGCGUCGGGUUUGUACAAAAGAAGCGUGAUUGAGGUGGAGUUAUUGACCGACGAAAACGAUGAGAAAAUCCCAGUUGAACAGGGGGAAAAGAAUAUUCUGUUAGCCUUUGCCUACAUCGCAGGCGACCAAGAAGACAAGAGUGAUUUACCGCGGAUAGAAGAGUACACGAAAGAAAUUCACGACGAGAAAUACGUGCCAAAAGGCUCGCGACCCGGGUUUUGGUAG
This is a messenger RNA of Bathycoccus prasinos, 513 nucleotides long. RefSeq lists its product with no specific name. The record is from RefSeq and is a predicted model, not a curated record. The transcript has a single exon. Gene Ontology annotation, molecular function: gamma-glutamylaminecyclotransferase activity. Bases 1 to 513 code for a protein of 170 amino acids. NCBI's taxonomy places the organism in Eukaryota, Viridiplantae, Chlorophyta, Mamiellophyceae, Mamiellales, Bathycoccaceae.